UGCCAUGGCGCAAAUUAGCAUGUAGUAGUAGUGGGGUAGAAACAGCAACUUGGUAACGUGUACCAUUGUGUAUUUUGGGUGGAAACGUGAGAGCCUCCACAAAACUAGCUGGUGGCUACCCUACGCCAGAAAGCGUAGCUUAGCAUUGGCCCCUUUACUUGAUAGUUGAGGGAACAAAAGAAAAGACAUUCUAUUUGCCUUCGUAAAAAUUAAUAUAGUAUCCGUAAGGACCGUAAGUAGUUUAGUAUAUAAACACUCUGUUUAAGGUUGCUUUCAAUGGCGAAUCAGCCCCGAACCCGCAGGAGGGUCCACGCAAUUCGCCGGGCCUCCGACGGAAGCGCCUUCCAGAAGUGUAAUUUAUGUGGGGUUUCGGUGGCGGUUGCUCUGGCUGAUAUGCACGACUGUGAAUCCAAGAAGAAUGCGAAGAGAUUCAAAGGCGAAUGUAUGAAUCGAAACAACGUAAAGCAGAGGUUUCAAGACCAACCCAGAUCGCCUUUUCGCCUUUUUAUGGAAAGCUUUUUGAAGUCUUGUAAGGCUAGACAUCGGAUUGAAGUUGAUCGUAAGGGGUUUGAGACCUGGAGGAACAUGUCAAAGAAGGAGAGGCUGCCUUAUGUUCUUCGAGCUGAAAAAGUGAACUCAGUUUACACCAAAGGUUUACUUCAAGAGGUUGAAGACAUGGCGUGGGCAGAUGAUGAGGCAGAUUCAGCUGAGGUUGGGAAGUAUGAUAAGUAUUAUGAAGAUGACUCUGAAAACUCUGAUGGGUACGAAAGCUUCUGGUCGGUAAGCAGUGAGACCGACGUCUUGUAUUGCGACCCCUUCCCCUUCAUGAAGUUUAAAUCACGUGCCCGUGCAUCCAACUGGGAGUGGUGAAAAUCCAGAUUCGAAUCGAUUUUGGUGCCAAUAAUCAGAAGGCAAGUCAUUUUGGCUAUUGUAAAGCAACAGGGUUAUAGGAUUCUAACCAGUAGUUUUCUGUUUUCGCCUUUGGUGUAGUUUUGAGAUGGGGGGGAAGUUUUUUUGUUCAAAAUGGUGAGUUUUUUGCUAGUAGCUGAUUUUGGGUAGUUCUCUUCUCUGCUGGGGGUGUAUUUGUGUUCAUGGGAGUACUUGAUGUCUCCAUUUACUUACUGAAAGACAAGGGAAGCACCAAUAUUUGCUAGUACAGACAUAUCUAUGUCUGUAGACAAUAUUGUGGAUUUUGACAAGGCUAAUUGUCUUUGCUGGAUUGGGAAAAUACUUAACUGAACUGUGCACACAA
Rhododendron vialii is the source of this 1252-nucleotide messenger RNA. Its product is annotated as high mobility group B protein 7. The record is from RefSeq and is a predicted model, not a curated record. NCBI's taxonomy places the organism in Eukaryota, Viridiplantae, Streptophyta, Magnoliopsida, Ericales, Ericaceae. The transcript has 6 exons. Bases 277 to 870 code for a protein of 197 amino acids.